Messenger RNA from Spirometra erinaceieuropaei, 1425 nucleotides. Lineage: Eukaryota; Metazoa; Platyhelminthes; Cestoda; Diphyllobothriidea; Diphyllobothriidae. The record is from the annotation of a GenBank genome assembly.
AUGCAGGACGCCUGGACUGCUCGCAAAGCUGAGAUCCAAGGCUACGCGGACCGCAACGAAUGGAAGAACUUCUUCUCUGCGAUCAAAGCUGUCUACGGUUCGGCGACGAAAGGCACUGCUCCUCUCCUCAGCGCCGACGGCAGCACUCUCCUGACUGAGAAGACGCAAAUCCUACGGCGAUGGGCCGAGCAUUUCCGAGGCGUCCUCAACCGCCCCUCUACUAUCUCCGACGCCGCCAUCGAGCGUUUGCCGCAAGUAGGGACCAACGUGGAUCUUGACCUCCCGCCAGCUCUCCAGGAGACCAUCAGGGCCGUGCAGCAGCUUUCCAGCGGGGAAGCAUCCGGAUCGGACGCAAUCCCUGCUGAGGUCUACAAGCACGGAGGUCCCCAACUGAUGGAUCACCUGACUGUGCUCUUCCAGGAGAUGUGGCGUCAAUACGAAGUCCCGCAAGAUUUCAAAGACGCAACCAUCGUGCAUCUCUACAAGCUAAAAGGGAACCGCCAAGUCUGCGACAAUCACCGUAGCAUCUCCUUGCUUAACAUCGCCGGGAAGAUCUUCGCUCGAAUCCUCCUCAACCGUCUCAAUACCCAUCUCGAACAGGGCCUUCUGCCUGAAAGCCAAUGCGGCUUCCGUCGUCAUCGUGGGACCACGGAUAUGAGCUUCACUGCCCGUCAACUUCAGGAGAAGUGUCAGGAGAUGCGGACCCACCUGAACUCUACCUUCGUGGACCUGACGAAAGCCUUCGACACGGUGAAUCGUGAAGGACUGUGGAAGAUCAUGCAGAAAUUCGGCUGUCCGGAGCGAUUCACUCAGAUGGUGCGUCAGCUGCAGCACGGUAUGGUGGCGCGAGUCACGGACAACGGAGCUGUCUCAGAGGCGUUCGCAGUGACCAAUGGAGUGAAGCAGGGAUGCGUGCUGGCGCCUACCCUCUUCAGUCUUAUGUUCUCUGCCAUGCUGAUGGACGCCUACCGCGACGAACGCCCUGGAAUCCGCAUCGCCUACAGGACGGACGGUCACCUACUGAAUCAACGACGGAUGCACUUCCAAUCGCGCGUAUGCACAACCACCGUUCACGAACUCUUCUUCGCCGACGACUGCGCCCUGAACACCACCUCGGAAGAGGAGAUGCAACGCAGCAUGGACCUGUUCUCCGUCGCCAGCGAGAACUUCGGUCUGAUCAUUAACACGCAGAAGACGGUGGUGAUGCACCAAACGCCACCCAACUCAGCCACACCCCCCAACGCGCCGCCGCAAAUCAGCGUGAACGGAACCCAACAGCAAGUGGUGGAGAACUUCCGUACCUGUGCAGUACUCUCUCCCGCAACACCAAGAUCGAUGACGAAGUCGCCAACAGGAUCUCGAAAGCCAGUCAAGCCUUCGGUCGCCUCCAAAGCACAGUUUGGAAUCGCCACGGUCUUCAACUGA